Sitophilus oryzae (rice weevil) is the source of this 2348-nucleotide messenger RNA. It is a transcript of the gene GlyS, whose product is annotated as glycogen [starch] synthase. Bases 165 to 2243 code for a protein of 692 amino acids. Gene Ontology annotation, molecular function: alpha-1,4-glucan glucosyltransferase (UDP-glucose donor) activity. Gene Ontology annotation, biological process: glycogen biosynthetic process. NCBI's taxonomy places the organism in Eukaryota, Metazoa, Arthropoda, Insecta, Coleoptera, Curculionidae. The transcript is spliced from 15 exons. The record is from RefSeq and is a predicted model, not a curated record. Gene Ontology annotation, cellular component: cytoplasm.
CCAUCUCUAUCUGUUUUAAGGACUGGCCAAUUAUACUAUCCUUCCUUAACUCGUAAUGUUAAUCUAGUGUCUUAAUUCAUUCAAAGUUUAUGUUCAUAAAUUGCUUACUGGUUCUGUGAAGAUAAGUUUUUAAAAAUUUUGACUGAAAAAUUGUUUUCGGAAAAAUGUCUCGUGAACGGUCAUCCAGUCGAAGAUUUUAUAGAGGAGAGUCAUACUCCAAUCUUGCUGCUUGUUUGGAUCGGGGACUGACAGCAGAGGAGCAGAAUCGAUGGACUUUCGAAGUAGCAUGGGAAGCAGCAAACCAAGUCGGUGGUAUUUAUACUGUAAUAAGAUCCAAGGCCUAUAUUUCAACUGAAGAAAUGGGUGACCAAUACUGUUUAAUCGGUCCAUACAAGGAGCAGUGUGCUAGGACAGAGGUAGAAGAGGGACCCCUUUCAUCGAAUUCAUUAAAUAAAGCCGUGGAAGCGUGUAGAAAUAAAGGAUUUAAGGUCGUAACGGGACGAUGGUUGGUAGAUGGCAAUCCUCAAAUAAUUCUGUUUGAUAUUGGUAGUGCUGCUUGGAAAUUGGAUGAAUUUAAAGAGGAACUUUGGAAUAAGACAAAUAUUGGAGUUCCUCAUCUAGAUAUCGAAGCGAACGAUGCGAUUAUUUUAGGGUACAUGGUAGCUGAAUUUCUUUCACAGUUUCAAAAUACUGCUGAGGAAGAAGGCGAGGGUAAGCCAAAAAUUGUUGUGCACUUUCACGAAUGGCAGGCUGGUGUAGGUCUAAUCGCUGUUCGAACCAAACAUUUAAAUGUCGCCACUGUUUUCACUACACACGCAACUUUAUUAGGCAGAUAUUUAUGUGCAGGAAGUACAGAUUUUUAUAAUAAUUUAGACAAGUUUGCUGUAGACGAAGAGGCUGGGAAAAGGCAAAUCUAUCAUCGAUAUUGUAUGGAAAGAGCUGCUUCACAUUUAGCUCAUGUUUUUACCACUGUGUCGGAUAUAACUGGAUACGAAGCAGAACAUCUGCUUAAAAGAAAGCCAGACAUAAUUACCCCAAAUGGCUUGAACGUUAAGAAAUUCUCAGCUUUACACGAAUUUCAAAAUUUGCAUGCAUUGUCUAAAGAUAAAAUUCACGAGUUUGUUAGAGGACAUUUUUAUGGACAUUAUGAUUUUGACUUGGAUAAAACUUUAUAUUUUUUUAUUGCUGGAAGAUAUGAAUUUGGAAAUAAAGGCGCUGAUAUAUUUAUAGAAGCUCUAGCUAGAUUAAACCAUUAUUUAAAGUCUUCAGGUUCUGAUAUCACUAUAGUAGCCUUUAUGAUUUUUCCAACAAGAACAAAUAAUUUUAAUGUGGAGUCACUAAGAGGUCAUGCUGUAACAAAAAGUUUGAGAGAUUCAAUUGCGGAUAUACAACAUAAAAUUGGAAAAAGGAUGUAUGAGGUCUGUUUGAAUGGUCGUCUUCCUUCAGGUAAUGAUCUUUUAAAUAAAGAGGAUAUGGUACGACUUAAGCGCUGUAUUUUCUCUUUACAAAGAGAUGGAUUGCCACCAGUAACAACUCAUAAUAUCGUAGAUGACUGGAACGAUCCGGUAUUGUGUCAUAUUAGAAGGUGUAAUCUGUUUAACACUACUAACGAUCGUGUUAAAAUAGUAUUUCACCCUGAAUUUUUAAGCUCUACUAAUCCAUUAUUUGGUCUUGACUAUGAAGAAUUCGUCCGUGGUUGCCAUUUAGGUGUAUUUCCUAGUUACUAUGAACCAUGGGGAUAUACUCCAGCGGAAUGUACCGUCAUGGGCAUUCCUAGUAUAACCACGAAUCUGAGUGGUUUUGGUUGUUUCAUGGAAGAGCAUAUAGCUGAUCCCCAAAGCUAUGGUAUUUAUAUUGUUGAUAGAAGAAAUAUCGGUUUAGAAGAUUCUGUAAGACAGUUGGCUCACUUUAUGUAUGAUUUCUCUAGGUUAAGUCGUAGGCAGAGAAUUAUUCAAAGGAAUAGGACGGAAAGACUGAGUGAUAUGCUGGAUUGGAGAAGUCUUGGAGUUUAUUAUCGCCAAGCUCGACUACAAGCCCUUCACAAACUAUUUCCAGAUUACGUAGAAGACAUUGAAAACUCUAUAGGUACUUUAAAAUAUCCUAGACCCAUAUCAGAACCACCUAGCCCUAGCUCCAGUCGUGUAACCACUCCAGCUGCUUCCCUACAUGGAAGUGACGAAGAAGAUGAUUCAGUAGAUGAGGAAGGAGAGCUUGCAGAAUUGAGAAACCGUCAUCACAGAUAAAAAUUAAGGAAGGAAAACAAUUUAAAUUAAUACAUUUCUCACCGUGGAUUAUAUAUUGGUGCUUUCUUUUUUUCUGGGAAAAUUGACUGUUAUUUUUCUUUAAAG